This is a messenger RNA of Cooperia oncophora, 399 nucleotides long. The record is from the annotation of a GenBank genome assembly. Lineage: Eukaryota; Metazoa; Nematoda; Chromadorea; Rhabditida; Trichostrongylidae.
AUGCUAGUGAAUUUUUAUCCUGGUGAAAUUCACGUCAACUCCAAAUUGUUCAGCUGUUUUCUCAGUUGUCAGGGUCGGAACACGAAAGAUCUGCUGACCAUUCAAAAGCGAACGAACGUAGACGAAAACGAACAUGGCACAGCCCUCCAUAGAGCCGUUCAAAUGGGAAACGCCGUCAUGGCACGGAACCUUCUUAGCAACAAAUCUGUAUGGAUCGACGAAGAAGAUGGUCGAGGUCGAACAGCGUUGCACUAUGCUAUGGAGCAGGACUCGUUUGAGGUUGUGGAGGUAUUGGUGAAUGGAGGAGCCAAUCUGGACUGUGUGGACUACCAUGGCACUUCGGCUUGUCACCUGGCUUGUAAAGAGGAGAAAAUAGAUGCGGUGAGGCUUCUUCUCUAA